UUCCUCUUGACUCUUGAGGGCUCCUCCCAAUUUAUCUUUUUUCAAUUGCUCUUUUCUUUUCCCUUUUUGAGCCGUUGUACCUUUGCUCAUUGCUCUACAUUUUCUGAAAAUCACCAACUUUGCAUUUUUGUCCUCUUCCUCCUAGCUACUUUAUACUAAUUUUUGGGUAUAAAUAUAUGAGACAAAAUCAGAAUAAUGGAGACGAAUUUUUUUGCUACCUGAAUCACUGAAAAAAAAAAGAAAGUGGAUAGAGAUGCACAUAUAGAGAAGGGGAGUACUGAAAUUCCAAGCUUUCCUCAACCCUAGAAGCAAAGAUUAAACUGUCACAAAAAAACUGUCGGAUUUCCUUCCAUGGGUGCUCCUAAGCAGAAAUGGACUGCAGAAGAAGAAGCAGCACUGAAAGCUGGAGUAGUCAAACACGGGGCUGGAAAAUGGCGCACAAUACUUAUGGAUCCCGAGUUCAGUUCCAUUUUGCGUACGCGUUCGAAUGUAGAUCUCAAGGAUAAAUGGAGGAAUAUAAAUGUCACAGCAAUAUGGGGAUCCCGGCAGAAGGCAAAACUUGCCCUUAAAAACAGUCCCCCAGCCCCCAAAACUGACAAUAACCAAUUGGCCUUGGGUAAAGUAGUUCAACGUGAAGACUUUCUCGAUAUUAAGCCCCUGACAAUUUCUGGUGGAACAUUUCAAUCUCCUAAGCCCCUAACAAUUUGUAGUGGAACAUUGCAAUCUCCUAAUUCAAAAGAACAAGUAUCAAGGUUCAAGAACUUUCAGUUGGGAGAUAAUAAUGUAUUAGAGGCUAUUGUCAAUAUGAAGGAGCCAAAGGGUUCUGACAAGGCUGCCAUUGCUUCUUACAUAGAGGAAAAAUAUCAGUGUCCACCAAAUCUUAGAAAGUUAUUGUCAGCAAAAUUGCAGCAGAUGGUGACAAGUGGCAAAAUAGUUCAGGAAAAGCAUAAGUACAAAAUUAUGCCAAGUUCAGCAGUCUCUGAGAAAAGAGGAAGCUCUUCUCUGAUGCUUGUGGAAGCGAGGUCCAAAGAUUCUCCGGAGGUGGAGAAGAUGUGUGAUGUCAACAUCCUUUCAAAAUCCCAAAUUGAGGCAGAGCUAUCAAAAGUGAGGGGGAUGUCAGCUCAAGAGGCGGCUGCUGCAGCUGCAAAAGCAGUUGCAGAGGCAGAAGUUGCCAUUGCACAGGCCGAAGCAGCAGCUAGGGAGGCGGAGAUUGCAGAAGCUGAAGCUGAGGCCGCUCAAGUCUUUGCAAAAGCUGCGAUGAAGGCACUCAAAUGCAAAAUGCUUCAUAUUUGGUAGCUUCCUCAAUGUCGUGGAUUUUCGCUUGUUGAUCAUUGGCCAAGCUGGCUUGAGAUAAUGGUUCUGCUGCUGCGCCUACUGCCAAUUCUUUUUGUAGAUGUACAUAACUUUCGACUUGUAAAUCUGGAAUAUGCGGAACGAUUCAUGAAACAUUUUAUCAGGAGUUAGCGAUAGCUUUUAUUUUACCUUUUCCUUUUUAUUAUUUUAAAAGAAGACAACGAGGGAACACUACAAAGUACCAAGGAAGACCGAUGCAAUGGAACGCUAUUAAUCGUUCUAAUGAGAGAUAGCAAUUUUUCAUUAGUCCUUCAAUUGCAAUUUCGAUUGGCACAUGCGGCCAUGUUUACAUUGCUUGUUCUAAGAUAUUGUUACAUAACUCUUGCUACACAAUAUAUUGACUUGCUUUUGAGAUUUGUCAA
Medicago truncatula (barrel medic) is the source of this 1715-nucleotide messenger RNA. Its product is annotated as telomere repeat-binding factor 2. Gene Ontology annotation, cellular component: nucleosome. NCBI's taxonomy places the organism in Eukaryota, Viridiplantae, Streptophyta, Magnoliopsida, Fabales, Fabaceae. The record is from RefSeq and is a predicted model, not a curated record. Gene Ontology annotation, biological process: nucleosome assembly. Gene Ontology annotation, molecular function: double-stranded telomeric DNA binding. The coding region runs from base 352 to 1296 and encodes 314 amino acids. The transcript is spliced from 7 exons.